Messenger RNA from Marasmius oreades (fairy-ring Marasmius), 1467 nucleotides. RefSeq lists its product as uncharacterized. The transcript has 5 exons. Gene Ontology annotation, molecular function: protein binding. Lineage: Eukaryota; Fungi; Basidiomycota; Agaricomycetes; Agaricales; Marasmiaceae. The record is from RefSeq and is a predicted model, not a curated record. The coding region runs from base 1 to 1467 and encodes 488 amino acids.
AUGUUCUCUUACUAUGAAUAUCCAGACACAAGCGACUGGAAUAAUCCGAGUCGUAGUAACAAGAACUUUCUGUCGCUACCGGCGGAAGUUCUUGACCAAAUUAUUUCAGAGCUUGAUCUUAGGAGCGAUUUAACAUCUCUAGCUUUGGCCAAUCGUACAUGUUAUCACCUAGUCGUACCCAGGCAUAGCGAAUACCGUGUCAUUCGUACUCGACAUAGACUCGCAGCAAUGUGGGGACACUUGGCGCGGCGGUCCGAUCUGGCUCGUAACGUUCGAAAAGUGCAUUGUUGCUCGAAAGACAACCACACAACACCAGAUCAAUAUCCUUCAUCGCUUGUCCCCCAAGGUCCUUCCAAUCCACAGCAAGAACUGCAUCUCGAACUAACUAGGUUAUCCAACAUAUGUAUCGCACUACGGCAUAUGACACACCUGCAGGAAUUUAUCUGGGAAAAUCCAGACGAUCAGCAACUCUCAUCGAGUUUAUCCGCGUGCAAUGAAGGAGACAUCUUGGAGUCCUUAGGAGAAUCGACCAGGCUUACCCACUUGUCUUUGUCGGGAGCGAUGAGGCUACGUCCAUCUUCCCCAGCGCGACAGCUUGAGCAGAUAUGGAAUAUGAAGCAUCUUCGAUAUGUCUGUUUGCGUGGAGAAGUAUGGGGCUUACCUUCCAUGGGUGGAAUUGUGCAGGAAUUCCUGAUGCAGUCGCCUCUAUUGGAAUUUCUUGAAGUUCCGCUCGAAAUCACAUCGCUAGCAGAUUCUCUCUUCCCCAGUCUCAAAAAACUUCGUUUAUUCCUGCAAUCUGGUGCCGGAAGCUCCAGUGCCAAAUCCUGGUCGACAUUCGUCGCCAACCAUCUUGCCCUUGAGGAAUUCUCCUGCACCCCUUUGCUUGUAAAUCUUCCGGCUGAUGGUCUACCCCUCCUAAAGUGCUUCCAGACCGAUAUCAAUUCGUUGGGCGAGUUUGGGACUGCCCAUAAUACACCUUCGCUCGACUCCAUUGAUGCGACAUUACCCUUGAACUCAUUGGGGGAGAAGUUCCUCAAGAGCGGGAACUGCUCGAAUCUGCGUCGAUUAUGUCUUCGCACUUGGCCCACCACCGCUUUUCUGCGCUUCACAAAAGUCUUCCCCAAUCUUACCUGGUUAUCUGUUGAGCAAUGUCCAGUUAUGCAAUUAGAUAACCUUUUAUGCUACCUGUCACAAUUCCGCUAUCUGGAAGUCUUUCGGGGUCAUGCUAUUUGGAAGUCGGUUGAUUAUAACGACGAUAGAAUGCACCUUGCUAUUGUGAAGCUUGUUCAGAUGUGUCUCAAUCUUCGGGAACUAGAUCAUCGAACAUAUUAUGCGAAAAGGAGGGCGUAUAAGAGGAUUGUAAUCACGCGAGAAGAGCAAGAGGACGGAAGUCUUGGUGUAACAUAUGAGGUUCGAAAACCUCCCCCGCGUUCUUGCUUCGAUACUGCUGGCGGUAUUUUCGACUAA